Messenger RNA from Hemiscyllium ocellatum (epaulette shark), 995 nucleotides. It is a transcript of the gene reep5, whose product is annotated as receptor accessory protein 5. Bases 126 to 695 code for a protein of 189 amino acids. Lineage: Eukaryota; Metazoa; Chordata; Chondrichthyes; Orectolobiformes; Hemiscylliidae. The transcript is spliced from 5 exons. The record is from RefSeq and is a predicted model, not a curated record.
CCGAGCCCCGCCCGCUGCAGACAUUCCAAAGACGGAGCGUUCGAGCCUGCAGCGCUGGGAACAGGCAGCGAGUACACAGACAACUAGACAGGCAGCACAGUGUAUCAUUGUUGCUGACGCUAGUCAUGGCCGAGUCGUUCAUGCAGCGUCUUGACAAGUUCCUCAAGGAAAAGAACCUGCUUGCAGAUAUCUUGGGGAAAAUUGAGAGCAAGACAGGAGUGAACAGACGUUACAUUGCGCUGGCUGUCAUUGUUAUCAUUUCCGUUUACCUGGUGAUCGGCUAUGCAGCAUCUUUACUUUGCAAUUUGAUCGGAUUCGUUUACCCUGCUUAUGUCUCAAUCAAGGCUAUCGAAAGCCCAGAUAAAGACGACGAUACAAUAUGGCUGAUGUACUGGGUAGUAUAUGGUCUCUUCAGUGUAGGUGAAUUCUUUUCUGACAUCUUCUUUUCCUGGUUUCCUUUCUAUUACAUAUUCAAGUGUACGUUCCUGGUUUGGUGUAUGGUUCCCAUUGCAAAUAAUGGUUCUCAAGUGAUCUACAAGCGUUUCAUUCGCCCUUUCUUUCUGAAACAUGAGGCUAAAUUGGAUGAGGUUGUGAAGAAUAUUGGUGAUCGGGCCUCAGAAGCUGCAGAUACCAUUAAAGAAAAUGCCAAAAAAGCAACAGCAAACUUGAUCUUUGAAGAGAAGAAGAGUACUUAAACAACGGCCGAUAAAACUCCCUGGAAUCGAGUGUGUUAAGAUAUUGCCUUUGGAAAUUUUUUUCAAUGCACUCUUUAAAUGUAUUUCUUUAUAUAACCUAUUUGCUCAAUUUUAUCAAAAUCAAAGUGGAAAAAUGUAUGGUACUCAAAUGUAAUAUUACAAUCAGUGUUUAAUUGCUUGUUGCAAAUAUUUCAUGGACUAUUGCUAAUGAUGCAGAUGCAGUUCUGAGAGUGGCAUUUUUCUGGUUUGUCUUGUCCUUUUAUUGUCUGAUUUAAAUGUUCAAUAAACUUUUAAAGUUGA